Zeugodacus cucurbitae (melon fly) is the source of this 5192-nucleotide messenger RNA. RefSeq names its product protein WBSCR14 homolog (gene Mondo). The coding region runs from base 1135 to 4995 and encodes 1286 amino acids. The record is from RefSeq and is a predicted model, not a curated record. NCBI's taxonomy places the organism in Eukaryota, Metazoa, Arthropoda, Insecta, Diptera, Tephritidae. Gene Ontology annotation, cellular component: nucleus. Gene Ontology annotation, molecular function: protein dimerization activity; DNA-binding transcription factor activity, RNA polymerase II-specific; RNA polymerase II cis-regulatory region sequence-specific DNA binding. The transcript is spliced from 15 exons. Gene Ontology annotation, biological process: regulation of transcription by RNA polymerase II.
CAUUCAGAUAACAACUUAAUGAAUUCCUAAAAUCUUGAUUUGUUUAUACAUGUGUACAUAUAUACGUGUUUAAAUAUAAUCUACAAUAAUUUGGAAUUCAUCACAAUAGCAAACAAAUACAUUGGAAUCAAAUCAAGGCUAGCCGUGUUACAUUUGUGGAAUUUUCCUCUCAUUUAAACAUAAAUUUGGUUGUUACACCAUGAUGGACUGAAUGAUUGACUACGUCCAUUUAGUUGCAAAUAGCACAUGGCAAAACUUUUAAUCAAAAUGUGAAAUGUAUAUCAAUUGGACUUAAGUAUCCAAUAAUACUGUUAUUGUGGGUGUUUUAGUGCUUUAAAGAACAAACAAUAAAAAUAUCUUUAACUGUGCGAUCUUUAUUUAAAACAAAUAACGGUAAAGAAACAAUGGAAUUGUGUUAUCUCUUAUAAAUAUUAAUAACUCCUAUCUAGUAGUAAAUUUGUACUACAACGUUAUAAUUAAUAACAAGCAAUUAUGUGUAUAUUUGUACCGAAGUUACUGACAAAACAAAGUUUCGAAUAAAUAUAGUGAAUAAAUAUUGCAGUAUGAGGUGUUGAGAGUCAUUGAGCAGGGUAGCAAGAGAUUUGAAAGAGUGUGAAAGAGUAGUUUAAUUGUUUCCCACUGCGAAUACCUACUUCGCAGAUAAGAGCAAACACUACCAUAUUUCUUAUAAUAUUUUAUAUGAUUAUAUAGAACGACGAAUUUCGUUGGAAUCAAAAUCGCUAUCAUUGUUUGAGUGUAUAGACGAGCUGUAUGUCAUGGAAAAGAUAUUAUAUGUGACCAAACAGUUUAAAGUUGGAUCGGAUGUUAUCAUCAAAGUUUAUGGACAAUUUAAUAGUGAAAGUUAACAGCUUAACAAUUGUUUGCCUUAAAAGUCAAAUCAUAUAAUUAAAUAAUACAAAGCGUUUAUUGGUUAUUACUGAUCCGCCAUUAUAGAACGCACAAAUAUGUAAUCAAUUUUAAUUUUUUAGUACAUAAAUGGAUGAAGAUCAGUUCGGAUGAAACAAUAACAAUAUAAGAAUUGAGAGAACUCGCGAAUAAGCAUAAGUAUAAAUAAAAUUACGUAUUGGUUUCUCAUAAAUCAAUGUGAGUUCGCGCUGUAGAUAAGAAGACACAAUGAUGUUAAAUAAAUAUCAGAAUUAUUUGCAACAACAACAAAACCAACAUCAGCAGAUUGUAGAACAACAACAACAACAAAGUUGCGGUGGUAUAGCGAAAAGCGUUUGUUCAGGUGACCCUGGUCUAUCCGAUUAUGGCGCUAUGGCAUCAAAUAUUUCCAAAUCAGAACGUGAAUCUAUACACUCAGGCCAAUUUAUGGUUUCACAUUUCGAAGCGGAAGAAGCGCAAGAAGAUGAUCUCGAAGAGGAUGAUGAAGUGAAAAUGAUUGAUCCCGAAGAUAUAAAUCUUACGAAAUCGGAGGAUAUUGUGAAUACUUGCACUGAUGUGCAGCGUUUUGUACCUCGAAAAAUAUCAUACGUUCAAGAACUUGGUCAGGAAGGAUCAGUGGUGGCUUCUCACUUGGAAAUAGAAACAUCACUUACCAAAUUAUUCAAAUGUAUGAAUCUAGCUUACAGCCAAAAAUUAACAUCUCCAAAAUGGAAUCAUUUCAAAGGGAUUCGCUUGCGGUGGAAGGACAAAAUUCGUCUAAACAAUGUAAUUUGGCGAUGCUGGCAUAUGCAAUUCAUACUGAAGCGUAGGACACCGGUGUGCCAGUUUGCUUCACCAUUGGACGUUGACAUCCAUAGCAACCCGCAGGCGGUUGUAUUAGAAGGGAAAUAUUGGAAACGUCAAACCACCGUUAUCAAGGCUGAAUACAGGAAAUGGCGCAAAAAUUCCAAAUCUAAAACUGCUGGUUGCCUAACUUAUGACACGAAGAGCGAAUUCGACUUCCUAGAAUGGUCUCCACUGAACGAUCGAAUGUUAAUGAUACCCGACGAUUGGACCAAUGACACACUUUUCUCGUCGAUUAAUGGUCCAUUUCCGUUUCCUGAUCCACGUGAAAUAGCGCGCGGUGCGGGAAUAGCUGAUUUCAUACAACCUGGCCUUGGUUCUCUUCAACCGAAUAUUGACGAUAUCGAUCUGACGAUUGAUGCUUUAUUCUUCUCAGAGCUGUUGCAGCCGAAUCGGCUCCCGCCAGUGCCAGAGGAAGGCACUGAUGAAAUGCUUAAAAAUGUAGAAUAUAACCUCUCAGCAAUAAUGGGUACUGAUCAGCUCGAAUCAAAUAGUAUGGUUGGUGUUGUCAGUGGUAAUAAUUCGAAUGCAAUACCUGUAAACGAUGAUGCCAAUAUGUUGGACUUAAACGCGCCACUUGAUUCGCUACAGUUUCAAUCGUCAAUGGUUCAACAACGUUACCCAGCGCCAUUAUCUCGUGAAAAUAGUAAUAGUCAAUUAUUGAAUACCUCCGGAUCAAAUCAAGCGCAAGCACUUAACACUGUGGAUGCCAUCAUGACCGAUGACCAUUCUUCAACAGUGGGGGUAAAUGAUGGGUUAGGUUCUUCAGCCUCUGCAACAACGGCGUCGUCAACUAUGCGAAUGCACUCCAAACAUUUUCCGGCAGCAAGUGAAGGCGUCACAAACAAUAGAUCCUCAGGCAAUGAAUUUCCAAGCAAAAGUGUGAUGAAGGGGCGAAUUUCGAAAAACUCACAAAGAUCAUUUAGUAGGCGGGAACCGCAUAAUUAUGAUAAAGCUCAACCCACCUUGCAUCAAACCACAAUUUAUCAGCAAAUGUUGGCAGAACAACAGAAAAGCCAACAGAGUCAACAUUUGCAGCCUACUUUGCCUUGUACAGCAUUGCAGCAUCAUACUAUAGCCUAUCAUCAACAGCAGCAGCAACAACAAAUGCAAGCUGCGGCCACUCAAUAUCCCACAUCUAGCGGCAUAAUAAGUGGAACGGGCGACAAUGGUAGUGGCACCGUUUAUGGUGGCUACGGCAGUGUCGAUAUAUCAGCAUCAGCUAAUAGUGGUCUUAACGUUAACAAUAAUCUGCUUAAUAUUUCAAUGGUAAAUCAAAAGCCCAAAAGUUAUGCAAUAAUACAGACAACCACCAAUUGCAUGCCCAGCUCUCCACAAAUCAACGUUAACAAUUCACCACACACGGCAAACUCAUCAAUACUGUUGCAGACGGUGAAAACGGAACCACCAUCCACCGAUAUGUUGUCCAUUUAUAAUUUGAAUGCUUCUAAUGAUCUAUAUGGCAUCAACACUAAUCUAGGUGGUAAUAGUAACUCAAACGCUUACAAACCCUAUCCGAGUGUGAGUAACUUCAAGAAAUCCGCAUCCACUGGCGGCUACAUAAACAUGCGCGUUAAUACGAAUUCACCCUAUAUGCACGAUCAAUCGACGAACGCACAUCAUGUACACCAACAAUCGUUGCCACCGAAUUUAGGCUGUCAGGUGACUACGUUGUCCAGCCCCUUACAAUUACAGGUACAGGCACAUUGCCAAUUAUCGCCUUCAUCUAGUCAUCAGCACCAACAACAACAACAAUCUACUCAGCAUCUCCUAACAACACAGCAGCAGCACCCGAUGCAGCAGCUUAGUCAACAACAGCAAUCGUCUGUGAAUAUGAUGCCACGUGAAAUGUUUCGUUCGAAUAGUUUACCCUUGAAUGUGACACUGCAAAAAUUAGAGUCACGCUCAAGCCACGAUAACUUCGCUGUACCCAAAUAUCAGGCUAAAAAUAAUAAGCCACGCUCACGCAGCAAUUCAAUACAUCAGCAUUCGAUUGUCGCACCCAGUGGCGCCAAUAAGUCCAGUAGUGCAGCGAGUAAUAAUCUUUUGGUCUCAUCGCAGUUGCAGUCAGCUACCAGCGAUCCCAUGUUGAAUAAUAGUACCUUAGCUCAACUUUUGACAACGAACUCACGCUCGUUGCUUAAGAAACAAAGUUCUUCCUCAAGUGCCAUAUCGAAUGUAAAUAUACCGAUGCCUGCAUUAUCAAUGCCAGCAGUUGUGGUGCCGCCACCAGCGUCUUCGGCCAUAUCUGUAAAUACAAAUAAAUCGCAAAAUAUCGGCAGCACACCAACCAGCGCCAAUUUCUUUGCAACGCCCAACGUUCAAUGCACGGCAACUAAUGCAUCCGGCACGUCAGCGGAUUCAACUUAUACUCGUCAUGGCAUGCAAAUGCAUCAAGAGCAAAUGCAGAAGUCACCCAAAAAAUCUACUUCACUGCCAAAUCCGGCGGCACCGCAAAUGUUGCAUAGCCCACCCUGCAGUAAGAUGAUGAGUUAUCCGCCGACAGCCAGUCAAGCAGCCAUGUGCAGCAAUACAUUGAGCUUAUCACCAGAAUCAUUUCACGAUCAAGACUCACCUCUUUCACCAACGCAUAGCUUGAAAUUUCCACGAGAUAAUCAAAGGCGAGCCGGUCAUAUACAUGCCGAACAAAAACGACGAUAUAACAUUAAAAAUGGCUUCGAUUUAUUGCAUUCGCUUAUACCGCAACUGCAACAAAAUCCCAAUGCCAAGCUGAGCAAAGCAGCUAUGCUGCAGAAAGGUGCGGAUCACAUUAAACAUUUGCGUGCGGAACGUAAUCAAUUGAAAGAUCAUAUGGAGGCAUUGCUUAAGGAGAGAGAUAUUCUCAAUAAUUCGUUAACGCAUUUGCACUCAAUCCUCCCAGCAAAUGGCGCACCUGUAACACGCCAGGGCACAGAACAUGUUCGCCAGUUGUACGAUCAGUACGUGCGGCAUCGUACAAUGCAAGACUGGAAAUUUUGGAUUUUGGGGCUUAUAUUAGAACCCUUGCUUUCCUCUUACACCGCGUCAGUGUCCAGUGCCAGUUUAGAGGAAUUACGGCGUACAGCGUUCUUAUGGGUUGACCAGCAUUGCUCGUUGAUUGACUUGCGGCCAGCUGUUUCUAAUAAAUUAAAGUACUUGUCAAUGAAGACCGAUAUUUUGUCUGACCCUCCGUCGACAUUACAGGACGAAGUCGCAAAAGCUGUAUAUAACAACUCUGGGCAUCAUCCCAAUUUGCAUGGAACUUAAAAUAAUACUUCAUUCAUAUGUAUAUUAGACGAUUGUUAAGCAUAGUGAUAUACAAAUUUUCGGUUUUUUAUUGCUAAUCUUUUCAAGAAUUUGUACAAAUAUUUUUUAUUCUUAAACAAAAGCGUGCCUAUAAAGUUUAAAAAAUAGUUAUUGUUAUACGUUAAAAAAGUAAAGAAACAAUUUUAAUAUAAACAAAA